AUGGUUUUCUCAGCAAUGUUGACGCUGGCCCACUCUGGGACCUCAAAUGCUACUUUUAUUGUUUAUGAAAAUGCCUAUACGAAUUUUACCACUCCCCAGUUCUUGCUUCGUAGUGGCACAACACAGCCAUUGAGAUAUAGUUCCGGUGCUGUGCUCACCACUGAGAGAAGUACUUUUCUGGUAAACACUACAGCUAUCCUGCCAUCACAAGAAGUUUUCAGGAGCUUGAGUUUGCCACUCCAGAUCAUUCUUUCUGCUGCUAUGAUAUUUAUCCUGUUGGUUUCUUUCCUUGGAAACUUUGUUGUCUGCCUCAUGGUCUACCAGAAGGCAGCUAUGCGAUCUGCAAUUAACAUCCUCUUAGCAAGCCUGGCUUUUGCAGACAUGCUGCUGGCAGUGCUGAACAUGCCUUUUGCUCUGAUAACAAUCAUCACCACUCAGUGGAUUUUUGGGGAUAUAUUCUGCAGAGUGUCUGCCAUGUUUUUCUGGCUUUUUGUCAUAGAGGGGGUAGCCAUUCUUCUUAUUAUUAGUAUUGACCGAUUUCUCAUCAUAGUUCAGAGGCAAGAUAAACUGAACCCUUACCGUGCAAAGAUUCUCAUUGUGAUUUCCUGGGCAGCAUCCUUUGUUGUUGCUUUUCCGUUAUCAGUAGGGAAUCCUAAUCUGCAGAUACCCUCGAGAGCACCUCAGUGUGUGUUUGGCUACUCUACAAGCCCAGGUUACCGAGCCUAUGUGAUAGUCAUCUUGCUAAUUUCUUUUUUUAUUCCAUUCCUAGUAAUGCUGUAUUCUUUUAUGGGCAUACUCAACACCGUCCGCCACAAUGCAGUUCGCAUCCAUAGCCACCCUGAUAGCAUAUGCCUCAGCCAGGCCAGCAAACUUGGUCUCAUGAGCUUACAGAGACCUUUUCAGAUGAAUAUUGAUAUGAGCUUUAAAACUCGUGCCUUCACAACCAUCUUAAUUUUGUUCCUUGUCUUCAUAGUCUGUUGGGCGCCCUUCACCACUUACAGCCUUAUUGCCACAUUCAACAGCCACUUCUACUACAAGCACAACUUUUUUGAGAUAAGCACUUGGCUCCUUUGGCUCUGCUACCUCAAGUCUGCACUGAACCCCCUGAUUUACUACUGGAGGAUUAAGAAGUUUCAUGAUGCAUGCUUGGACUUGAUGCCCAAAUACUUCAAGUUUUUGCCACAGCUACCUGGCCAUACAAGGCGGCGCAUUCGACCCAGUGCCAUCUAUGUGUGUGGGGAGCAUCGGUCAGUAGUGUGA
This is a messenger RNA of Leptosomus discolor (cuckoo roller), 1260 nucleotides long. RefSeq names its product G protein-coupled receptor 63 (gene GPR63). The record is from RefSeq and is a predicted model, not a curated record. Gene Ontology annotation, molecular function: G protein-coupled receptor activity. Gene Ontology annotation, cellular component: membrane. NCBI's taxonomy places the organism in Eukaryota, Metazoa, Chordata, Aves, Leptosomiformes, Leptosomidae. Gene Ontology annotation, biological process: G protein-coupled receptor signaling pathway.